AUGGAUGUAAGAAAGGUAGAUGCCCCAACGUCACCAACAGGAGUAUCUCCAGCUUCUGUAGCAAACUCUGAUGGACUUUAUUCAAACCCUGAAGAAGUUUCAAUAGAAAUAGACAUGACAAUAUUAGGUGGAAGUUGA
This is a messenger RNA of Heterostelium album PN500, 138 nucleotides long. RefSeq lists its product as uncharacterized. The record is from RefSeq and is a predicted model, not a curated record. The transcript has 2 exons. Bases 1 to 138 code for a protein of 45 amino acids. Lineage: Eukaryota; Evosea; Eumycetozoa; Acytosteliales; Acytosteliaceae.